AUGUCCAGCACCUCCUGCCAGUCGGGCCCAGGCAACUGCGGCCACACAAGUUGCCUCGACGGAAAGGUCGUCAAGUUGCUGCUGGUACUUCCGCACACCGCACUCGUCCUGGCUGAGCUCCAGCAGGCUGAUAAGCUGCACCAGCUUGGCCUCCUCAGGGUCAGCGUCGCUGCCGCUGGGCAGCUCCUCCACGUUGGCCAGGGCGAAGUGCACUCUGGAACCUUCACGUGGCCGUCCUCCUGCCGUGUCGGCUCUGCCGCCUGGGCCACGCUGCAAGCUGUCACGCCGUGCUGCAGCGCCGUCCUCCUGCCAUGGCGCACGCUGCCCGCCAGCACGCCGUUCAGCAGAGCGAGGCAGCAGCAGGCGGUCGCGAUGCCGCCGAAGCCGAGCACGAGCGUCGGAACGUUGGCGCCGCUCCCUGCGGUGCCACGCCGGCGAGCGCUCGCGCUCGCGAGGUUCCUGGAGCAGCUGCUGGCGGACUGGAGGGGCGGGACUAACAACGACGUCUGGGAGCAGCUUGCGUUGUCGACCCAGCAGCCGGAGGACACGCAGGCGAUCGCCGAGGGCGCCGCGCUCGAGCUGCAGCUGGCCGCCCACGACGACGACAGGACGGGCGAGGCGUGUUUCUUCGGCGUGGUGCUGGCCCGCCUCUCGGCUGGCGGGGGCGUCCGGCUGCGGGAGGACGCCGUCCAGGAUCUGCAGGCGGCCUGCGCGGCGCUGCUGGGACGCCACCUGGACUUCGCUGCGCGCAUCGGCGGCCUCCGGAGCUCCUUGGCGCCCCCCCCCCUCCGCGUCCACGGAGGGCAGCUGGGCCUCCCAGAGACGCUGUGCGCACCACGGACCUCCCGGCUGCACAGCCGAGGCGUGGAGGUGGACGGGCCGCUCUGA
This is a messenger RNA of Prorocentrum cordatum, 888 nucleotides long. The record is from the annotation of a GenBank genome assembly. Lineage: Eukaryota; Dinophyceae; Prorocentrales; Prorocentraceae.